Callorhinchus milii (elephant shark) is the source of this 7821-nucleotide messenger RNA. RefSeq names its product peripheral-type benzodiazepine receptor-associated protein 1-like. The record is from RefSeq and is a predicted model, not a curated record. Gene Ontology annotation, biological process: neuromuscular synaptic transmission. Lineage: Eukaryota; Metazoa; Chordata; Chondrichthyes; Chimaeriformes; Callorhinchidae. The transcript is spliced from 29 exons. Bases 1 to 6711 code for a protein of 2236 amino acids. Gene Ontology annotation, molecular function: protein binding.
AUGGGUCCAGUGUCCUGGCAUCAACCAUCUUCCCUGAACGGCACGAGUUCCGGGUCCCUGAGGAGACGUAACAUGGAGCUGUUGCGGGCGUUGAGGGAGCUGGAACGCACGUGCGCCUUAUUGCGGACAGAAAACUCGCUCCUGCGCCACGGCAACUGCAGCGAGACCGAGGAGAGAGUGAAGAGGCUGAAACGGAAAAAUGCUGAGCUGGCCAUAACCGCCAAACGCCUGGAGGAGAGAGCCAAGAAACUGCAGGAGGCCAACCUGAGAGUGGUCAACAACCCCAUGUUGGCUCGAGGCUCCAGCCUGCAGCACUACAAGAGAGCCUGCGCCAGGCAGCGAGCCAGAGAGCUGACCCAACACGCUGAUGCCAUCCUCGCCAAAGACAAGCAGAUCGAAGGGCUGGAACAAGAGUGCCAACUGCUGCGUGCCAACCUGCAGCCGAGCCAGGAGAUCCUCGAGCGCUUGGAGCAGAGGAACACUGAGCGUUUGCUCCGAGAAGCCCAGAAGGAGGUGUUGCAGCUGCAGAGACAGUUAGCUGUGGUCAUGGGCCGAGGACCCCCAGGCUCGCUCAGCCACCGCACAGUUCGAUCUCACAACAAUGAGCUGAGAAGCAGCUUCUCGGGGGUGAAGGCGGAACGAGAUUUAGCUUUGACGGAGAACGAGCGACUGCACGCCAAGCUGGAGAACCUAGAGCAGGUGCUGAAGCACAUGCGAGAAGUGGCGGAGCGAAGGCACCAGCUGGAAGUGGAGCAUGAAGACGCGGUGACCAUCCUAAAGGACAAACAGGAGGAGGUGCAGCGACUGCAACAGGCUCAGUUCGAAGCACAAAAGGAACAUGAAGGUGUGGUUGUGCUUUUGGAGAACACAUUGGACUCUAUGCAGGCAAAGGUACUUGAUCUGGAGGAGAAAUGCCGAAGCCAGAGCGAGCAGUUCUGCCUUCUCUCCAGGGAGCUUGAGCGAUUCCGUAGGCAAUCAGGAAACAUUGACGUGCUAACAAACAGCCUUGUUACCUCCGAGCCGUCUGUCCCAGUGUUCAGCCAGACCCAUCACUCCGAGACGCCUGUCCCAAUGUGUAGCCAGACACGUCAGUUGGAACCGGCUGUCCCGGUGUUCAGCCAGCCCAUUCACUCAGCGACACCUGUCCAAUUGGGUGACCAGACCCAUCACUUGGCGCCAUCUGUCCCAAUAUGUAGCCAGACCAUUCCCUCGGAACCGUCUGUCCCAGUGUGCAGCCAGACACAUUACUCGGAGCCGUCUGUCCCAGUGUGCAGCCAGACACAUUACUCGGAGCCGUCUGUCCCAGUGUGCAGCCAGACACAUUACUCGGAGCCGUCUGUCCCAGUGUGCAGCCAAACCAUUCCCUCAGAGACGCCUGUGCCAUUGGGUGACCAGACACAUCAGUUGAAGCCGUCUGUCCCAGUGGGUGAUGAGACACAUCAAUCGGAGACGUCUGACCCAGUAUGCACCCAGACCAUUCACCCAGAGACGUCUAUCCCAUUGUCCAGCCAGACCAUUCACUCCGAGAUGUCUGAUUUAGCGGGUGACCAGAUACACCACUCUGAGACAUCUAUCCCAGUGCUCACCCAGACACAUCAGUUGGAGAAGUCUAUCCCAGUGUGUGGCCAGAGCCAGACAUGCCUUCUUAAUGGAGUGGAUUCCCCCAAAGAUAAAGAAGUUGUUCCUCAGACAUUCUGCCUUCCGAAGAUUCCCGAGGAGCCAACAGAAGAGGCUGCUGAUAGUGAGCUUCCAACAGAGGCUGUCAGCAAGUCCGAGCCCUCAGAGGAACUGCCAACAGACACUGGCUCUGUGUUCAGCAAAGGUGCACCUUCCACUCAGAGCUCCAACAAAGGCACCUCAAAGACAGAGUCACUGCAUAGCAGCCCCAAGUCUUGCCCAACUCCAGAGGUGGACACUGCGAGCGAAGUGGAGGAGCUGGAUAUUGAUAACCUCUCCUCUAUUCCCGAUGCUGAUAACAGAACAACAGCAAAGCUGCAGGUCUUCAUCGCUCGUUACAGUUACAAUCCCUUCGAUGGGCCGAACGAGAACCCGGAGGCAGAGCUGCCUCUCACAGCGGGGGACUACAUCUACGUGUAUGGAGACAUGGAUGAGGACGGGUUUUAUGAAGGAGAGCUGGUGGAUGGCAGACGAGGGCUAGUUCCUUCCAACUUCAUUGAACGCGUGUCUGAUGAGAACAUGCUGGUCUUACACCCCCCAGAGGUCAGUGAGCCUUCCCAAAGUUCAUUCCAGGAGAGCAGCUUCCACAGCGGUAGCGAGCGCAGCCUCUCCCUGCACAGGGUCAGCAACGCAGAGAGACAGGAGGAACCUGCCCUGGAGACCAACAAGGACAAGCCCGAGAGCCUGGUCAGCAAUGGCUUUGAUCCCGAUCUGGAGGAGGUGGGGGAGGAUGUGGUUCCUUACCCGCGGAAACUGAACCUGAUCAAACAGCUCGCCAAAAGCAUCGUGCUGAGCUGGGAGCCGCCCAUUGUGCCCGCCGGCUGGGGAACCGCACUGAGCUACAACAUCCACGUGGACAAGGAGCUGCGGCUGAAUAUCAAGUUCGGCUCCCAGACCAAGGCUGUGAUCGAGAGGCUGGAGCUGAACGCGAGGGCGUAUCGCAUCUGUAUCCAGAUUGUGACUGACAAGGGGAGCUCAGACCAGCUACGCAGCACCAUGCUGGUGGGGAAGGAUGUUUGUGUUGCGCCCAUGCAGCUGAAGGUGCAAAACAUCACAGCCUCCUCAGCGGACAUUUCCUGGUUGCCGAGCAACAGUAACUACAGCCAUGCGCUGUUCCUGAAUGAGGCCGAGUAUGAGGUGGUGAAGCCCGGUAACUAUGUCUACGCCCUGAUAAACCUGAGGCCCAACAUGAAGUAUAAGGUCAAAGUAGAGGCCAGACCACAACAGACACCCUGGCAGCUGCCGCUGGAUCGGAGGCAACUCAAGUCCAUUUACACCCAGUUUUCUACCUUGAUAGCAGGACCCCCAGAUGCACCGCUGGACGUUCAGGUGGAGGCUGGCCCUGACCCUGGGGUUCUGCUGAUCAGUUGGCUGCCGGUGACGAUUGAUGCUGCCGGGACUUCGAAUGGAGUUAGAGUCAUGGGCUACGCUGUCUACACAGCUGGAUACAAGAUUACGGAGGUGGCCUCUCCUACCGCAGGCACUGUGCUGCUCAGCCCCACCCAGCCCCAGCUCCAGCUACUACAGACCUCUGCGACGCUGACUGUCCGCACUUUGUCCACCCACGGAGAAUCCGUUGACUCCAGUCCCGGCAUCGUUCCUGCAUCACUCCUCGCAGCAGAGUCUCCCACUGUGCCAAUGUACAGUACCCCCAGAGUGUGGCCACACGCCCAAAUCGCCACUCCUUCCGAUCAAGAGUUGCCAGACCCCGUGCUACCUGAUCAAGCGCAGGCUCCUUGCAGUGCUAGCAAUGUUCCGUCAAGCGAGUCCAGGAUUCACCAUUUUGCUCUCCUGCCCCAGACUCCAGUGGAAGGAACACCAAGCGCUGACGUCUGUCAGGAGCCUGUUCAAAGAGACGGCACUGAAAGUGAAGAGAAGUUACAGGAGGGACGUGAGGCGGAGCCACCAGCUCCACAAGACAGCGAGGAUUUGGAGAACGCUCAAGUGAAAAGACCAGUGGCCUCGAUUGAAGAUUUUCUUUGCAUCCCUGAACUGAAGGAAGACUUUGUCUGCAGCACAAAGACAUCAGAACCUUCUGCUGAGAAUAAAGAGAGAGGUGAGGAGGAGCCGCCAACUCCACAAGACAACGAGGGUUUGGAAAGCCCAGUGGCCUCGAUUGAAGAUUUCCUUCUCGACUCUGAAGAGAAUGAAGACUCUGUCUGCAGCACCACGACAGAACCUUCUGAUGAGAACGAAGUGAGCGACAACGUGAUCGAGCAGGAGCCCAAGGUGUCUGUGGCUGUGCCAGAGACCGUCUCCUCAGUCAACACAUUUCAGCAUCAAUCAGAGGGCCCCGUGGCUGAUGAUUCCCAGUGCAGUGUUAAGGUGGAAUCGAGUCAGGAAUUUCCGACAGAUUCUGAAUCAAAGCAAGAAGAUCUCUCGGCACCCAAGGACGAGCAGCUCACGGAGGAACUGCAACUGGGAACGGGCGAGAGCGGUCAGGUGAAUAAAACUGAUAGCUUUGAGAAUGAGGACUACCAGCUGGAGACUGGUCAGGGCUCAGACCUCUCGGACAUUAUGGAAGAAGAUGAGGAAGAGCUGGGAUCGGAUACGCAAGCGAAUGAAGACACACAGCAGGGUGACUUCCUGACCAGCAGCAGCUCACUGAAGCCCGCAUUGCACCCGCAAGCCCAGAACUCCGAGCCCUACGAAACGGAUAGCGACGAGGAGUUUCUGGAAAAAAUCCUGGAUAUCCCUCUGCAGAAACAAUGCAGCAAGAAACUCUUCAGCAUUCCCGAAGUGGCGGAGGAGGAAGAGGAGGAAAGCAGAGACGACAAGAGCGGAGCCUCGGACAGCGCAGGGCUGGCUCCAACGGGAUCGCUGGAGCCAAUGGCCCACAUCUCCUCCUGCCUGCAGUGCAGUGAGCCCCAGCAGCAGGAGAAGCCGUUAACACGCGUUGACAUUGCGGACACGGGCUCGGCCCUUGGACCUCCUGUUGUCAGACCCCAGGAUCUGGGCGCAGGGAAAGCUUCCCACAGCAACGGGGACAGAGAGCGUGCAGAGAAGGCCAGCAGCGUUUCAGAACCCACCCCCCGUGCUGCCUGGGAGGAGAGCCAGGUCCUGCCUGACGCUGUCCACGAUAACAAACAACAAGACUUGGCUGAGAAGAUGGCGCACGUCCCCAACGCCACCUCCAACGCCAACACCAACGCUGGGAGCAAUGAGCGGAAUGAAAAGGCCCACAAGUCCGCCAAGCCUGGAGCCCCGGUUCGUCCCACUGUCCACCAUCGUUAUCCUCGGUCUCGCAGGCGGGAGGCCAGGACCCGAGCCAGCAAUGUGCAGGAAUUGACUCCAGCAGCUCUCGAAAGCUCAGAGAAAAGGUUAUUCAAGCAGCAGCCAACGCAUACCAUGGAGCGCAGUGAACCAACAAUGCGAUUACACGCACUGCCUGACACUGCCAUUCGACACAGAGACCAACAUGCCAUGGACCUGGCUCUUCAUGGCAAUCCUCUCCUCUCCCUGACAGAGAGGAACUUAGAGAUAGAUGUGGAGUAUGGGACCGAGGAGGAGGAAGAGCUCCCAGCCCACAGCUCCCAAGUGGUUGAUAUCUGGUGCGAUGCCCUGCACGCAGAGAGGGAGGGGAGCGACGCCUCCAGCCAGGGAGAAUGCACACACUCUGCCAACCACACAAGGGAGUUCCAGAGGCAGAGUUCAGUGGAGGACGAGGUGUUUGAGCGGAACUCUGUCAAUGUUAAUCGCUCCCAGCACCAUCGCAGGAAGGAGGCAGUCGGUGCUUUAAGGAGCCUGGCACACCACGCAGAAAGGGAGAGGCUCAGUGCCCACACGAAUAGGUUGCGAGAGGAACAGGAAUCGCUGGCUCUGCAGGCGAGGAUUUACGAGCUGGGCAGGGCGAGGGCAAUGUGGCACCCGAAGGAUGCAACCUGUAUAUGGGACUUGCAGAUGAUGUCAGACCCUCAGUCCCCGCUCCAGGACUCUCCUGCGGAAAGUGAUGUGAAUACAAAGGACAGUUCGUCUCCGCUGCAGGAGCCAGGCUCUCUCAACGGAAGUUCAAGAAACGGAGCCACUGGAGUGUGGGCUGGAGGCAAGCUAUCGGAGACAGAGAACCCAUCGCAGGGUCUUGCCAUUCGUGUCUUUGUGGCUUUGUUUGAUUAUGAUCCUGUCACAAUGUCACCCAACCAAGACACUGUGGAGGAGCUAGCGUUUACGGAGGGCCAGAUCCUUAAGGUGUUGGGGGAUAAGGAUGCCGACGGCUUUUACCAUGGGGAGGCCAGCGGCCGCGCUGGGCUGGUGCCGUGUAACAUGGUCUCGGAAAUCCAGGUGGACGAUGAAGGAAUAAUGGAGCAGUUGUUACAGCGUGGGUAUCUGGCUCCCAGCACCUCCAUGCACAGACUAGGCAGCCGCACGCUCUCUCCACCGCCUCGCCGCACUGUCCCUCCUCCGAAACCACGGCGAUCCAAGAAAGUGCAAUCAGCUGCCUGGGAGGACGUGAAAUACAGAGAACGGAGGAGUCUUGGUAGUGGAGCCCAGCCUGGCCCACCCCGGAGAAUGAUGGCAAUGUUUGACUACAAUCCCAGGGAAAGUUCUCCUAAUGUGGACAUUGAGGCUGAGCUGACGUUCAGUGCUGGGGAUAUCAUCACUGUCUAUGGGGACAUGGAUGAAGAUGGUUUCUAUAACGGGAACUUGAACGAGCAGCACGGACUGGUGCCAUCCAACUUCCUGGAGGUGCACCCAGAGAACGAGCCCAAGACAUCACCCAUGCUGCACCCUGUGGCCAACAGAGAAAGACCGAGGAUCUGGGCUGAUGCACAGUUAGCCGGGCUCAGUGAGCACGCAGUGAGCACGAGCGCUUAUUCCCCAGACCCUGCCCUCAGCCCGGACAGCCAGCGGCACGGCAGCGUGGACAGCGGCGUGGACGGUGACCAACACGACUGGGCGGACGAUGGUGAAAGGCACAACGGCAACAAGAAGAAAAGAGGUUUCUUCUCAAAAGGAAAGAAACUGUUCAAAAGGCUGGGAUCCAGUAAACGGGAACAGCCGCCCCUGGGGGUGAGGGGACAAUACAAUACAAAAUGAAAUUUACGCCUUUUACGUCGGGAGGAUGUCCCAAGGCGCUGGACAGUCAGGGAUUUGGACCUGAGCUGGGAGGAGUAAGAGAGGGUGGAGGGCAGGGAAGGUAGGAGGGUGGCCGAAGGCACGGUCAAGGAGGAGGGUCUUGAGACGUGCCUUGAAGGAGGCGAGGGAGCGAGGCGAAGGGAAUGUGGGAUGGAGUUCCAAAGAGUGGGGGCGGUCUGCAGUCUGAUAGGGGCUGAUCCCCAGGAUGCGAAAGAAUUCCCUGAGUGAGGUGCUAAUCCCCAGCGGCCUAGUUCACAGGGUGAAAGGAGCAAUUCCCCCCCCCGGACGAGGGGGCUAAACCCCAGGGCAAACAAGUCUUCUCCCCAGGGUAGAGGUGAGGAGCCAAACCUGUUAUUUAUUCUUAAAUGGAAUAAGAAAAAUCACUGGUGCAGAGGGUGCCCUGCAGCAAAGCCUUUUGAUACUCGGCCAUUUGCUGCAAGUGAAAAAUAUUGCAGAUUAUACUGGUGUGAAGAAUGCCUCCGGUUCAAGACGGUCCCUCUGGGCGCUUUGUUGGGUUCAGACAGAUUUUGCUCGAGCGGUUAGUAUGUGGCUAACACCCACUUCAGAACAAGUUGACAAUGAGCUGCAGUGAGGCAGCAGCAGCCACAUUCACAGUGUCCGCCCAUUAUCUGCUGUACAUCGCACAACUGCCCGCAGCCUGCCAGACGCAGCAUUGCCCACUCAGGGCCAACGUUAUACACUGAUGUUUUGUUAGCCUCAGUGACCAUCGUGGGAUUGCUAAUCUCCAUUCGUUGCCGCCUCUAAAACAAGCAGCAAGACUCAAGUGUUCACAGGAGAACAGAGGCAACUGCAAAAUGCCGGCAUGUGCAAGAGCGAGGGGGUGGGGGCUGGGGGGUUGUGCGAGAGGCCAGCCAGAGAUGCACGAAUACUGAACGUGCGCUGGAUUGCACAGCUCUAAAGCCAGGACGCAAUUGUGGUUUAGUUCAAAGGGUGAAAGGUGACUGAGCCAUGGGGUGGGGGGGUCCCCACAGGUCAAGUGCUGCUGUUACUUCUGUCAAGUUUUCCUUUCCACAGAAAUGUUUCUACUAAAAUAAAGUCUAUUUUCACAUA